CAAGUUGUACGGGGACCAAGCCCGCUUUUUCGAUGCAGAGAAAGCCCCGCGUAUUAAACACAGGAAAAAGGGCACAGUGUCUAUGGUCAACAAUGGCAGUGACCAGCAUGGAUCACAGUUCCUUAUUACAACCGCUGAGAACAUGGACUAUCUGGACGGCGUGCAUACUGUUUUUGGUGAGGUUUCAGAGGGCUUUGACAUCUUGGCUAAAAUCAAUGAGACUUUUGUCGAUGCAGACUUCGUACCAUUUCAGGACAUCAGGAUAAACCACACUGUGAUACUCGAUGACCCCUUUGACGACCCCCCCGAUCUACCAGUGCCUGAUCGAUCCCCUGAUCCAACUCAACAGCAGCUAGAUAGUGGUCGCAUAGGAGCAGAAGAAGUCAUAGACGAUGCCGACGGGAAAGCAGCUGAAGAAGUGGAGGAGAGGCUCAACGCAAAAGAAGCUAAAACCCGAGCCAUCCUACUGGAGAUGGUGGGCGACCUCCCCGAUGCAGACGUCAAGCCCCCAGAGAAUGUGCUGUUUGUCUGCAAACUCAACCCGGUCACCACCGACGAGGACCUGGAAAUAAUCUUCUCCCGCUUUGGACACAUUAAAAGUUGUGAGAUUAUUCGAGACUGGAAGAGUGGAGACUCCCUCUGCUACGCCUUCAUUGAAUUUGAAAAGCAAGAAGACUGCGAAAAGGCCUAUUUCAAAAUGGACAACGUGCUCAUCGAUGACCGACGCAUUCACGUGGACUUCAGCCAGUCCGUGGCAAAGAUCAAAUGGAAAGGAAAAGGUGGGAAAUACACCAAGGAUGACUUCAAGGCCUAUGAGAAUGACUUGGAGAAGCGAUCCAAACUGGCUCUGAAAGAUCAAGUCAAACCCAAACAAGAUUCCAGAUAUGAUCUGCUGGUGGAGGACGAGGAGGAGACGGGCCAUCCACACGCCCAGAAAAAACACAAAGAGAAGAGGCAUCAUUAUUCAGAUGAUGAGGAAGAGAGCAGGAAGUCUAAAAAACACAAGGACAGCCGGCGAGACACAAAGACCUCUCGCCAGCGUUCCCGUUCCCGUUCCCGCUCCAGAGACCGGGACCACAAGCACAAGUCUGGGGACAAAUAUGGGCGGGAAGGCCGAGAGCGAAGUCACAGGAGUCGCAGUCGCUCGCCCAGGAAGAGUAAGGACAAAGACAGAAGCAGGUACAGGUGAAGGACAGUGUCAUAGCAGCCAUGACACUGUCAGAGGGCAGUGAUGCUCCUCCAGGAGGUUUUGAGGGGCUUGAGUUGAGGUUUCUAUGCAAGUUAAAUUCCUGUAAAUGAGGCCUAUCCACCUGGCCAGCACACACCUUCUAACAAGGCAUGAAGUCAUCAUGUUUGACUUCAUUACGUAAUAACGCCACAUUUUGCAAUAACAUUCUGAACACCUGAAUUUUAUUCCAAUCAUGUGAGGAAAUGUUUGACAAGUUAUUGCCCAUCUCACGUUGCAAGUGUGGGAAAGUCCAUGGUCCUCUUCUCACAACUUCAUGAUGGCCACACUUGCCAUUCUUUCCUGUGCCCAAGCAGCCGAGCAUAAGAAGAGUUGACUUGUCACACAUCUACUUUAUUCAAUCUUUUACCCCGAGCGUGUACGGACUACUUCAAUGUGCAGAUUUAUGUUUGGAAAUUCCAUCAAAUUGACAGUUUCAAUGAAGCAUCCAAAUGUUGUACACAUACUAAAUACACCAAUAGAUAUCUCUGUC
This is a messenger RNA of Entelurus aequoreus (snake pipefish), 1718 nucleotides long. RefSeq names its product peptidyl-prolyl cis-trans isomerase-like 4. The record is from RefSeq and is a predicted model, not a curated record. Lineage: Eukaryota; Metazoa; Chordata; Actinopteri; Syngnathiformes; Syngnathidae. The annotation marks the transcript as partial. Gene Ontology annotation, biological process: protein peptidyl-prolyl isomerization. Gene Ontology annotation, cellular component: nucleus. The transcript is spliced from 10 exons. Gene Ontology annotation, molecular function: peptidyl-prolyl cis-trans isomerase activity; RNA binding.